This is a messenger RNA of Mytilinidion resinicola, 1030 nucleotides long. RefSeq lists its product as uncharacterized. The record is from RefSeq and is a predicted model, not a curated record. Lineage: Eukaryota; Fungi; Ascomycota; Dothideomycetes; Mytilinidiales; Mytilinidiaceae. Bases 95 to 793 code for a protein of 232 amino acids. The transcript has a single exon.
UCCACGCUUCUUUGAUUCGUCUUCUCAUCUACAAUCAACCAUUCAUCAUCACCAGGCUUCAGCAACUGGACCGUCGAUCCAAACCGUUCUCAACAUGACUUCCACUACCCAAGUCCUCGGCGGCAUCACCGUGCCCAACACGCCCGCCAUCACCGCGGCCAUAUCCUAUGCCCGGGCCCACUCGGACGACAUGACCUACAACCACAUCAUGCGAUCGUUCCUUUUCGGCCACUGCAUUGCCUCGAAGCUGCCGCACCUCAAGAACCUCGACCGCGAAGCCCACGCCGUCGCUGCAAUCCUGCACGACCUCGGCUGGGACUCGACCGGCGAACUGAUCUCCAAAGACAAGCGCUUCGAAGUCGACGGCGCCGAGGCGGCCAGGAACUUCCUGCGUGGUUUGAACACUAAAGGCGACGAAGCUUGGGACGAGCGCCGCCUCCAACUCGUCUGGGAUGCCAUCGCGCUGCACACUUCCGACACCGUUGUCGCGCACAAGGAGCCGGAAUGUGUGGCCUGUUGGCUGGGCAUCGUGGCUGAUUUCGCGGGCCCGGACCACUCACCGGAGGGGUCGUUGACGUGGGCUGAGUAUGACGGCAUCGUGAAAGAGUAUCCGCGGUUGAAGAUGAUUGCUGGGAUCAAGGAGAUUUUGUGUGGAUUUUGUAGGUCGAAGCCGGAGACUACGUAUGACAAUUUCGUGGGUGCGGUUGGGCAGAGAUACCUCGAGGGGUUUUCGUUGGAGGGCCAUACUUGGCCGGACCGAAUCGAGGCGUGUCCUUUGCCAGACUCGUUUUGAGGGAAAGAGCGCGUUUAAUCGGCUGCGAAGCCUUUUUGUGGGACUGUGUAGAGCCCAACGGAUACUAUUUGGCGGGUUGAAAUCCUUACUUCGUUGCAAUCUGAUGCUGCAAGUUGGGUGGUGAUGCUCUAAUGGCGUCUGCUUGGUACUUUUUGAGGAUCCAAUACGGAAAGAUAUUGCGACAAAAUCCUUCGGUUACGCCAGAAGUCAUGUGCGAGGUAGAUCGGAGAGCAGGAA